Penicillium pulvis is the source of this 972-nucleotide messenger RNA. RefSeq lists its product as uncharacterized. The coding region runs from base 1 to 972 and encodes 323 amino acids. The transcript has 2 exons. Lineage: Eukaryota; Fungi; Ascomycota; Eurotiomycetes; Eurotiales; Aspergillaceae. The record is from RefSeq and is a predicted model, not a curated record.
AUGCGUCUGUCGUGGUCCGUCCUCCUGGUCGGGGCAAUCGCUUCGUCAAUCCCGCUCGCCUCUUCACAUGAAGUUCAUCUGAGCUAUCUUCCGGCCUCACAGCCCGUCCCCUCGGUGGAAUCAUACCUGUCUGUGGAAUGGUCCAUGCAGGAUGGCAAAUUAUUCGCCAAUGGGGAUUUAGUCUUUCCACCUAGCAUGUCAAUGCAGGUGCAUGCUCCCCGCUACGAAAGUGCGCAGAAGACGCGCAUCGACUCAGAAACUCUCUACUACUCUCUGGAGGUCCGACCCCUCUCCAGCCAUGAAGUUGGCGCCCCGCACGGCAUUGUGAGAGUCGAUGUCGAAUUUAUGGAUCGUGAGGGUCACUCCGUCACGCCGAACACGGUCGUGUUGGAUUUGCUAGAUCAUCCAGAUGGCAACCCUCGCAUUACCAAGAUUCGAAUUGAACCGGGGAAGUCGCGGGAGAACCAGGGUGAGCACAAAUGGCAGAUGAAGUUCUGGCAGACCGAAAUGGGCGCCCUCUUCAAGCACACCGAGACCAAGGCGACGAAGCCUUCCAGAAUCGAAGCAUCUGUCCAAUCCGAACCAACCAAAUCUGCGAAGUCUGAUGUCGCCGACCCCAAACCCAGCAGCGUGGUGGAGUCGACUGUUGGAUACAUCUUUUCACCAUAUUUUGCGCCCUCGUCGUACUCUCAUCGAACAAACCGUCACUCGCACGGCCAUCACGAUCACACCUUUAUGCGCCUGGUGCGACCUGUGGUCCUCCCCGCAUUGCUCGGCGCCGUGGCUGGCUUGCUCGCUUGCCUGCUUGGCUUCCUCGUUGGACAUGUCAUCAUGUCCGUGUCCUACCGGUUGGGGCUACGCAAACAUCCCCGCCAUCACCGUCGCUCACGGACAACCCACGUUGAAGACGGAAUUGUACCAGAAAAAGCUGGUCUGUUACCCGAGAUCUAUGUGACUGAGUCCGAGGUCUAG